Messenger RNA from Odontomachus brunneus, 5380 nucleotides. Its product is annotated as semaphorin-1A-like. Gene Ontology annotation, molecular function: chemorepellent activity; semaphorin receptor binding. The transcript is spliced from 17 exons. Bases 817 to 3681 code for a protein of 954 amino acids. Gene Ontology annotation, biological process: semaphorin-plexin signaling pathway; negative chemotaxis; axon guidance. The record is from RefSeq and is a predicted model, not a curated record. Lineage: Eukaryota; Metazoa; Arthropoda; Insecta; Hymenoptera; Formicidae.
CUCGAACGGCGAGUGGUUCGUGUAUCGUUUUGUCCCGUCCUGUACGUGUGCUCCUCACGCCGCGGUCGGAAAUUUCUCCGUUCCCUCUCAUUUUUUUUGUUUUCCAUUAUUGUUGUAUUGCGUGUGCAACGUAAGAACGACGUGGACGAAGGUCCCGCGCGAUCGUCGUCUCGUUUUCAUCCGCGACUUUUUUUCUUACGCGCCACGGAUCUUAGCGGCCCGUCGCGGGAGAUCGCGUAACAAUAAACCCGAGGAGAACGAGCGGCGAAGUGUCGGUUGUAUAUUGCCGGACGCGUCGCGUCGAGUGACGCGCACAAGCGCCUGCGCGCGCGCGCGCGUUUGCAAACGCAAAGUGGUGUUCUCUUCCAGUGUUACGUUUUAUUGUGCCAAAUAUCGGUUUCUUUCUUCUUUCUCUCUCAUACAUACAUAACGCACACACACGCGUAUACACACAUAUACACACACAUACAUACACUCUCUCUCUCACUUUCCCGUGUGAGCUUCCUUCGAGGACCUCUUCGUAGAGAGACGGGCGACAAGCACUGUCGCCUGAACGUACUGUGAGUGCAUCUUUGCUUUGAGAGAGAGAGAGAGAGAGAGAGAGAGAGAGAAAGAGAGAGGAGAGCUCUGUUCUUCCUCUUCGGGGACUUGUGUAGCGAACGGUCGUUUGACAGCGGGGGAUAUUCGGUGUGACUCGGCGCACGCUCACCGACCGAUCGACUCUGCUUUCUUGGAGUAACGAUCGGCGAGGCGAUGAUGAGGCUUCAAAGUUACCGCUGAUUCAUAGGACAUCCUGCAGGGCUAUUCGUUUCCAGGAUGAGCGCGUCGCUGCGGAUUUUGGCUCUGAUCAGCUUAGUCGCGCGAAAUGUGGCUUGGCCGCAGGAUCCCAUUCCUAGACUGCACGUCAAACACCGUUUACUUAGUAAAGAAACAGGUGAGGUGAUUGGGCAGCGAUUUCUUGGCAAUGAGAGCCACGUCGAGCACUUCAAGCUCCUGGAGCGCGCGACAACCUCAAUCCUCAUUGGUGCCAGGAACGCCAUUUACAACAUAAGUCUGCAUGACUUAACGGAGAUCGUCGACCAGAGAUUGCAGUGGUCCAGCACGGAGGCGCAUUUCCAGCUUUGCUACUUGAAGGGCCGCGAUAACGAUGACUGCCAAAACUAUGUGCGAGUAUUUGGCAGGCAGGGUCCCGAUCGCUUCCUCGUUUGCGGCACAAAUGCUUACAAGCCGCUCUGCAGACAAUAUACGAUCAAGGAUGGAGCGUAUGUGCAGAAAAGUGAUAUGGAUGGUUUGGGUCUCUGUCCUUAUGAUCCACGUCAUAAUAGUACAGCAGUUUUUGCCGAGGGACAGCUGUACGCUGCGACGGUGGCCGACUUCUCUGGCGGUGAACCACUGAUUCACAGGGAGAAAAUUCGUACUGAACGUUCGGAUCUGAAUCAGUUGAACGGUCCCAAUUUUGUCAGCUCAUUCGCAUAUCAAGAUUAUGUGUUUUUCUUCUAUCGCGAAACAGCUGUCGAAUACAUGAAUUGUGGAAAGGCAGUAUACUCGCGCGUUGGCAGAGUCUGUCAGCACGACAAGGGCGGGCCACACGCAUUUAACGACAGAUGGACAAGUUUCUUGAAAGCGCGACUCAACUGUUCGGUACCGGGAGAAUACCCCUUCUAUUUCAAUGAAAUACAAUCAACAAGCGAUGUUACGGACGGUCGAUACGCACGAGAAUCAGCACGCUUGGUGUACGGGGUUUUCACAACUCCCGUGAACUCCAUUGGGGGCUCAGCAAUCUGCGCUUUCUCUAUGAACAAUAUUCUCGAGGUCUUCCAGGGUGCUUUCAAGGAACAGGAAACUAUAAACAGCAAUUGGUUACGAGUUCCACCAGAAAGGGUACCCGAACCGCGGCCCGGCGCCUGCGUUAACGAUUCCAGAACACUUCCGGAUAUUACUGUUAAUUUUGUUAAAGCUCAUCCUCUCAUGGACGACGCGGUGCAAUCCUAUUUCGCACUACCUGUGAUAACUAAAAUCAGUUUUAAUUACAGAUUUACCAAAGUCGCCGUAGAUCCUCAAGUAAAAGCAUUGGACGGUAAAGCUUACGACAUACUCUACAUUGGAACAGAUGAUGGCCGUGUUCUAAAGGCGCUCAACACACGUGCACCGGAAACCCGUAAUAAUGUCGGUCAAGUUAUUGUUAGCGAUGUUCAAGUAUUGAAAUUUGGUCAAGCAGUCAAAGACCUCCUAGUGGUUCAUCUAGCCGGCGAAGCGAGCAAACUGGUGGUAUUUGCGGAUUCUGAGAUUCGUGCGGUCCCGUUGCAUCAUUGCGACUCGCCAGCUGUAGCUACUUGCAAGUCCUGCGUCGCUUUACAAGAUCCUCAUUGCGCCUGGGACGCAACCGCGAACCUCUGUGUGGCCGUGCUAACUAAGCUACACGACAGCGACGCUGACAAAACCUUGUUUCAAGAUAUUUCAACCGGAAGACAUAGAAACUGCGGAUACGAACAAGAAAUGACGAAGCCCGUGCAACCAGCAGUGGCGCCCGAAAUUGGGCGUGACGAGCAACCCGAUGAACGGGACAAUGAAAUUGUCAUCGAGUUGGAUCGGGAAAAUCAGUACGGCCGUACGCAGCCAAGGGCUAACGAGCCUCAAGGUGUGACCGUGACACCAGUAGUCUAUUCAGCUCAGACAUUAACAGGUGCUUUGAUAGGCACUUGCUUCUGCUCCCUAGUGGCUGGUUUCGCUUUUGGUUUCUGGUUUUCCCAAAGAUUGCGUGGAACGCCAUAUCCAGAGCCUUCCGAGCAACGGCAACAGCUAAACCGACUGACGGAGAGCUCGGAAUCACCUGGAUUCAACAACAAGUCCAUCAAUUUGGUGCUAAACGUACCACCUAAGAAUCCAAAUGGCAAGAAUGCCAAUUCGUCCGCGGAGAACAAACCAGUACAGAAAGACCCUACGGGUUCUGGCGCAUCUUCCUCCUCCUCUUCCUCCGAUCUCGCGGAGUCAGAUGAGCGCAACGACGAGGACGACGGUGACGACGACGAGGACGAUGAUGGAACGACGCCAACGAGUCUUACUACCGGCAUCACCACGGAUCACACAAGUAAUACGCAUAAACGCGACGAGGAUCAUUAUGAGAGCGUUGUGAACGACGAAAUUUGCGCUCUCGAAUACUUUGGCUCCUACGACGUGCAGCAGCAAUUUGCUGCAGUACCGAGAUGCGAUCGGUAUCUUCGGUCCGAGUGCGUCGAAACCGCACUGAUGAAUGAACCGACGACACGCGAACUUGGAGAUUCCGGCAGCAGCGACAGUGCCAAUAGUCUCGACGAUCUUUGUGGACAUCGCCUCGCUGCUCGCACCAUCGACGACGACGAGGACGACGGCGACAGUCGGUUUGACCGACAUGAGACGACGGGAAACGCGCGAGAUCACUACAUGGUACCUACACGGGAUCCGCGUGAGCUCAACGAACGGAUCCUGUCGCUCUUUAAUCCACAAUUCUUGCCGAACUUUAACGACAUGAUUACGUACGUGGCCACACCCAUAAAUAGCUCGCCACCGUCCCGGUCUCAGUCUAUAGUCCAUCGCAGCGUGGAUGAUGGUCUUCUAAUUAAGAAUACGAAUUAUCAUAAACGCGGCGGCACGAACUCCAUGUGCUUUCGACGUGGACUGACAUACGAGGCGCAACGGAAGUGAUAGUAUCUCUCGACUUUAUAUCGCAUCGCAUCGUAUCGUAUUGCAUCGCAUCGCAUCGCCAGCGUAUUUUAUGAAAGCGGAAGUCCACUCUUACUAUUUACGGUUUGGUCGCAAGGAACGUCGGUAAUUUUGUGCGCUUAAGAAGUAGCAGUGUUGGUACUUGAGAAAUAAUUGUACGUAUCUCUUAUCUGUGACACAAUCUUGAAGAUAAAAUACGGUCGUAGAUAUUGUAUUACAUGCUGCGAGACCUUUCUUCUCUCUUUAUGUUAAUUUCAUAAUAAAUAUACGGCGAGAAGAUGUGUUGAAAAGAACACAUUGUAAAACACAUAUCUCGCACAUCAUAUUCUAAAUUGUCAAAGGGGCAAAAAAGAAGUUAGUUAAUUGUGACAUGACAGGCCAAGAAUCCUUCUUUUUCUUUAGAAUAUCUUCAAACUUUCCCGAGUAUGUCCAUCGCGCGCCCAUCGUUACACUCACGAACGGUCAUCGUGGAAUUAUUCUUGUAUAAAAUUCGAUCUUUUGAGGUUCUCUUUUUAUUAAUUUGUCGAGGAUAAUAUAAUUGUGAUAACAAUAUAAAAUCAAAUGUGAGAAAAACAUGUAUGCCGACAACGACGACGACGAUGACGACUACGACACAACGACGACAAUGACGACAACGACAACAACAACGACACGACGCACAACGUUAAUAACAACAACGAUGGUGACUAUGACAAGAAGGCUGAAGAAUCGAAUCGUAGUAAUGUGAUAUCUUGUGAGGACUGUGUUCGUAGCAGUGACUUGUUAUGUGCUUAGACUGAUGCAAAAUAAAAUGAAACACAGUGUAGAGACAUUUAAGCAUUCGCACGAGAAACGAGGCGUGCCUUUCGUGUAUUAAUUGUUGGAAGAUUUUGAUCUAUAACAGGAAUGGAAUAUUACUAUGGCCGGUACAGAUUCGGGCAAGUGCCUCAUUCAUGCGUUUUGUUUAAGAUAUCCGAUAACACGGAGCAAAGAAUAGAGAGAGAUUUAAGUAAGACUAAUUCGUGUAUCGUUGUGCACUUAUUAUCGUGCUGUGAGUAUUGGUAAUGAUGGAAAUAACAGACGAGAACACGAUUUGAUAACUCUCCUCGCGUGAGAUUAUAAUGGUAACCAUAUACAAUUUCUUCGAGGAAUGUACGUAAAGUUUAAUCGAACAUUUUAGGAACAUUUUGUAUACUUAAACAGCGUUUCUUUGCGUCUCAUUAUCUUGCGAUAAAUUUUACAUAGUGACAUCUAAGUAAAAGGUACAACAAAGUAUAAAAAAUGUAUUUGUUGUAACUUUCGAAGUAUCGCUCGACAGAAAUUACUUUAUUUCGUCGUAGUGAUGCUUAAAAUUAAUUUCUAAUUAGUUAAGCUUGUUAUAUACAUUUAAUGCGCAACGUUUUCUUUCUUCUUUUUUCUUUUCGUUUUUUAUUUUUUACGCGUCUUUGGUACAGCGAAACUUUUUCCACGUAGACACUCUACCAGAGGGAACUAAAAUAAACAAGAUUUUAAGGAAGUAUUUUCGUUUAGAGCUAAAAAAUGGCCUGUCUUGAAAUCUUCUUAAAGAAAGUUAUUAUAGAUAUACAUAAAUCUUACGUACUUAUUUUGUUCAUGUUUAUAGGAUUUUUGUAGAUUUUUUAUGUGUGUAUAUCAAAAUAUAAAAACUUUCUAAAAAUAUAACACUUUCAAAAAAAAAAAAAAA